Messenger RNA from Microplitis demolitor, 3032 nucleotides. Its product is annotated as transcription factor 12. Gene Ontology annotation, molecular function: RNA polymerase II cis-regulatory region sequence-specific DNA binding; protein dimerization activity; DNA-binding transcription factor activity, RNA polymerase II-specific. The transcript is spliced from 14 exons. Gene Ontology annotation, cellular component: transcription regulator complex. Bases 1116 to 2876 code for a protein of 586 amino acids. Gene Ontology annotation, biological process: regulation of transcription by RNA polymerase II. NCBI's taxonomy places the organism in Eukaryota, Metazoa, Arthropoda, Insecta, Hymenoptera, Braconidae. The record is from RefSeq and is a predicted model, not a curated record.
GCGUCAGUCGCGUCGCGUACCUCGACCGCAUGAGAUUUUGUCGCUUUUUCAUGUGAUUCGACCCUUGGUUUUUUUUUAUUAUUUCAAUUCUCUCUUUCUCUCUCGUAUCAGUAUCGCAAUCAAACCGUUUUAUUAUUUUAGUUAUCGUUAAUUAUUUUAUUUUUUUUCAUUUAUUUAUAAUAAUACGUUAUUAUUAUUAUUAUUAUUAUUAUUAUUAUUAUUAUUAUUAUUAUUAUUAUUUAUGAUACGAGUGAAUGCAUUUUAUAUGGACCCGGGCUACAAGAAAUAUUGACACGGGAUUUUAUUCGACUCACUGCGGAAAUACAAUCGCAAAUAGUGCAAACACACAAGUUUUAUUUAAAUAAAUAAAAUAUAUAUGUUAUUAAUUUGAGCCAUCUAGUCUUUUUUUUAUGACUUGGUAUAAAAUAUAUUUAGUUAAAUAAAUAAAUAUAUGUAAAUAAUCAGUGAAACAGACGGUGAUUUAUAAAGCAAUAGAUCCUCCAGUGAUUGAUGUAGCCAAUGAGUGUUUUGAGUGGUAAAAAAAAAAAGUUAUUCAUAGUGCCAUCAGUGUUUUGGAGCGAAAUAAUUCAUUAUAAAUUUAAACAAUCCGUUGUAACGACGCGACUCGUGCCGCCAUGUGUGUCCGACGUUUCAGCCGCGUGUUCGUUUUCUGAUAGAACCUUGUGCGAAGAAAAAAAAAAAAGAUAUAUAUAUAUAUAAUACUAAAGGCAACAAAGCAUUUUCGGUUGUCACCCAUUGCAACAUUAACCUUUUGAGUACGAUCUCGCUUAAAUUCACGUGACACUUUUUACCGACUAUUUUAAACUAUUGACACUUGGUACCUGUCAAACUGACAGCACAAUGAAUUUAAAUAUCAAACAUUAGAUAUGAAAGUUAUGAUAUAUUUAAACUGUGAUAGUACUUCGAAAUUUUCAGUAAAAUAUAAAAAAUUAAUAAUAAUAAUAAUGUCAGAAAUUAAGAAAAGUGUUAUUGCAUGUGUGAUUUGAUAUUGGUAAAAAAAAAAAAAAAAAACUUGAAAGUGAGUAUUUUAGUGGAUUUAAAUAAUAUUUUUUAGUUGAAUAAAUAGAUAGUGUAAAUUGUGUAAUAAAUAUAAUAUGCAGUCAAACACAAUUAUAAGAGAAAUAAGUAGUACGGAAAAGUUAAUGGGAAAUAACAAUAAUUUAAAUAACAAUGGAUCACCGGGUGACAUAAUGUUUCACAUGGAAGACGAAGGAAUGACGCAGCUCGGUAGCGUCUUUCAAUCAGCUUACCAGUCCAUUGUGGGUGGUGGUCCACAGUAUGGAUCAGAUGAAUUUGGUCAGGAUUCACCCAGGUACACAUCACCAAAAGCUGCCACUCUCUACGCAGAGCCUUACUAUAUCGAUGGAAAUUCAGCGGGAACGGGUCCCGGUGAUCCAUGGAAUGGUAGCGGAGUCCAGCCACCAUACAGUGGAUACGCACCACCACACCUGACACAACCUGCCUACCCCAUGCACAUAGCCCACGACCCCAUGUCAUAUUCGGCAAUAUCACCAAACGGUGAACCAGCAGCACCAAUACUUGGAUCAACGGUGACAAGUGCGGCCUCAUUACCACCAAUGUCAACCUUUAGAGGUAGUGCAGCAGUUGCUGCAUCCGGUGGUACUGGUACACCAUCCCCUGCGUCGUUACAGUACAAUCAUAGUCCCGGAGCACCAGCACCCGCACCACCAACAGCCAAUAAUCCACCACAAAAUCAAACACCCACCGCUGAUAGUCUAGGAAAAACACUUGCAUCUGUAGUAAGCACACGAAUCUAUCCAACGGACCAAUCAGUAUCAAGUUAUAGUAGUAAUCCAUCGACACCAGUGAGUUCGCCGCCGCCAUUAACGGGUCCAGCGCCAGGAUGGGCGCCCGGUGCUACCCCAGUCUCGCCCCACUUUACCGCAGAUCCAAAUCGUGGUACCAUUCACAUGCCGGCGCCCGAACAACAGAGGCUAGACGAUGCCAUCGGCUUUCUUCGCGACCACGCCGAGUUGGUACAGGGAUCGCGGAUGGAAGAACGGCUGGAUGAUGCCAUAAAUGUACUGAGAAAUCAUGCUGAGAGUCAGCUUAGUCUUCAUUUAGGUCCUGUAGGUCCACAUGGUGGUCUUUAUUCUCAUACAUCUCCAUCACAAUUAGAUCAUCUUUCGAGUCCACAUCCUGCAGUAACGGUCGCACAACCUCAAGGAACAUAUCCAGGUCUUGCACCAACGCCUGACACUGAUGGAUCUAUUAAAAUUGAAAGGUUACCUGUUUCCAAUGCAACAGAAUACAUAUCUCUAGAAAAGAGAAAAGAUCCACCAGAUAGCAGUGGUGGUGAAACAAAAGCAUCGAGUAGUGAUAUUGGAGCUGGAGUUAUUGCUGGUGCUACUGUUAAUUCAACUUCUCAAGGAAAAGGAACUAAACGUUCGCGCAGAUAUUGUUCGAGCGCCGACGAAGACUGCGAUGAUCCUGGCACCAAAGCGGUGCGCGAAAAAGAACGUCGUCAAGCCAACAACGUUCGCGAAAGGAUACGUAUCAGAGAUAUUAAUGAGGCACUGAAAGAACUAGGUAGGAUGUGUAUGACACAUUUAAAAACAGACAAACCACAAACAAAGCUGGGGAUACUUAAUAUGGCUGUUGAAGUAAUAAUGACACUUGAACAACAAGUUAGAGAGCGAAAUUUAAACCCAAAAGCAGCUUGUUUAAAAAGGAGAGAAGAAGAGAAAGCUGAAGAUGGACCUAAAUUACCUGGGCAUCUUGCUGCUCACAUAGGUCAUCCACAUUCUCAUCCACAUCCACAUUCACAACCACCAUUUUCGACGAUGCCCGGUCCACCUCCAUCACUUCAACACAAUCAAGUACAGCCACAGUAGCAGAGGUUAAAUGACGGCAUCGUCCUCUGUUAAUUAAUGAAAAACUAAAAAAAAAAAAAAACAACUGAAAUAAACUUAAAUACAAGUGCAGUUUGUGAAAAGCCUGUGAAAGAGACUUUUAACAAAUAAAUAAAUAUCAAGACUUCAGGUAUCAAA